AUGUAUCUUCCGAGGACGCUUCUCUCACAUCUCUACACGCACCUGGUCCGCAACACCCACCCACUUUCACCACCAGUCUUGAUCCUCGUAUCCCUCGACCCCGAUGCCCUCUGCGCGUGUCGAAUCCUCACAGCACUACUCAAACGCGACUAUAUCCCUCACAAAGUCCAACCAGUAGCUGGCUACAGUGAAUUGGCUGCUGCCGGCAAAGAUCUUGUGCUACCUCUGACGCGUCAACAUGGCGGCCAGGGUGGUAUUGUCGUCUGUCUAGGUGUGGGUGGUUUGGUUGACCUGGAAGAGAUGCUCGGCCUGGAUGGAGGCGAAGACCCCGAAACACAGAUGAACAUGUAUGACCAUGGUGUUGAGGUCUGGGUCGUCGAUGCAAGAAGGCCCUGGAACUUGCAAAAUGUCUUUGGAACUGGAGCCAUGGCUCCACCAGAGGAUCAAGAUACUGGCAUCACCCCAGCGAUUGCCAAGAGGAGGAGAGGUGUUGAUUCGGGCAAACUUCUGCCGUCCUACACACCGGGAAGAGGAGGAAUCAUCGUCUAUGACGACGGUGAUAUCGAACAAGAGUUGAACGCUGAGAAAGAGGCCUUCUGUGCUCUGCAAGACAUGCCCGACAUCGACGAAGAAGCAGACGAUGAUGAUCUUGAUGCAGAAAGUGAUGAAGAAGAUGCUGUCGAAGAUUCACAGACACGAAAGCGAAAGACAUGGAGUGAUGAUGAUGCAGAGGAAGAGGCCAUUAGCGAUGACGAUGAUGGUGAUAGACCAUAUCAAAGGCGGCGAAGUAACUCGAAUACGUCAAUACCUGCCACCCCUAGAUCACCAGCAUCACGACAUGAACGAUUGGAAAUGUCCAACCACCCUUCAUCAUCACAGCUUGGACCGGUCCCUUCAUCACCACCGCUACAACCCAGAGAGCCGUCAGCACGUUCACUGCGUCGUAAGCUUCUCAAGAUGAAGCGAAAGCACGAAGCCGUACUGGAAGCAUACUACUCGUUAGGAACAUCGUCAUCUGAGCCAAUAUCUUCAAUGCUAUACUCGCUCGCUUCUGAGCUUGGUCGUGAAGACAACGAUCUUCUGUGGCUAGCCUUGGUGGGUAUGUCUUCCACUGAGCUCUACGGCAGAUCNAAAACAACAAACUCCUCUACGCGUCAGAACCCAUGGAAUAUGAGCCGAGGAGACCAGAUUCGUGAUGUGCUUCGGGAUGAAGUACGACGUCUCAACCCUGUACCGGCUUCAGACAUUGCUAGAGAAAGAGAUGAAGCUGCAGGCAUUAUACCCAUACAUGCACGCUCACCAACAGACACUUCGAUCCGUCUGUCACCAGAGCCACGCUUCCUUCUAAUCAGACACUGGUCGCUGUACGAGAGCAUGCUUCACUCACCAUACCUGUCAUCACGGCUGCAUAUCUGGUCCGAUGCUGGACGAAGGAGACUGCACAAGCUUUUGGCAAAGAUNGGNGUGUCUCUCGCGGAGGCUGAAAAGGGUUACCAGCACAUGGACAUGGACCUCAAGCGUGGUCUCCGAGAACGCAUCCUGAAGUUUGCUCCUAUGUAUGGACUUGACGGGCUGGUACCACCAGAGAACAGCCACCUUCACAGGCAUGAAGGCUGGGGCUUCGUUCGCUCGUGGGGUUGGCAAGCCUGUCUCUCAGCUGUCGAUGUCGCCGUUAUUACAAGUGCCAUUCUCGAAGUCGGCACGGAACAGUCNUUUGAACUCAUCUCAGCAACCACACCACACUCCGAUUUCCGCAUGAAGGUCGUUUCUUCGAACUACAAUUCACGUAUGCAAGCACUGCCCACACCACCCACAUCACACAAUGGCGACUCAUCACCCUCAGCAUCUCAACUCGAGCACGAAGCCUCAAUCCUGGAUCCUGACUGGACAACUCAUCGUUUCUUUGCUGCUUACGACGCGUUAUCUCCUUCAUCAACUGCUCUUCAACUCUUGCUGUCCCACGUACCCACUGCACAGCACCUUCACAGAGCUAUACUUCGCACCGGCAGUACCUUGAUCUCAAAACACCAGAUCCGUCACUUACGCGCUUUCCGUAUGGGCGUCGUGCGUGAAGGACCAGACGUGGCUCUCUUCACUCACCCCGGUGCUCUAGUAAAGCUCGCCACCUGGCUCUCCGAAGCCAUCUCAGUGUUGGAAGCAGANAAGGGAGGCAAACGCACAGCAGACAACGCACUUGUUCUUGCAGCUCUUGAUGAGCGCAGAGGCGUCUAUGUCGUUGUCGGUCUGGGCGGUGGAGACGCAGCAUCAGGACGUGUUCGCAGCCGCGCAGAACAAAAAGCCCGCGCCGACAAGAAAGCAGCCCGUGAAGCUAAGAAGGCAGAAAAGAAAGCUCAAAAAUCUGUUCUGCGCGCUCAACGCAAACAAGAACGUCGUGAGCGCGACGAGGCAAAUGGCAUNUUUGCCGAAUCUGAUGAUGAAGAUGCUUCUGAUGCUGAAUCACUUGACUCUUCUGAUUCCUCGGACUCGGAAGAUGAUAGCGAAGAUGAAGAAGAGGCAGAGAAGAGAAAGCAGAGGGGAUACGGAAGUAACAAGUUUGGCUCAGCAUUCCAGGAAGUGGUCGAGGAGACUGGAGCUAGAGUAAGGAUCGAUUCAUUCGAACACGAGGUUGUCGAAGUCAAGAAGGAGGAUCUGAGUGGGUUUCUGGAGGCAUUGAGUUUCAAGGGCGUUGUAGGAUGA
Molecule: messenger RNA, 2697 nt
Organism: Aureobasidium musti
Lineage: Eukaryota; Fungi; Ascomycota; Dothideomycetes; Dothideales; Saccotheciaceae
Source: the annotation of a GenBank genome assembly